AUGAAGCCUUACAGAGACCGGAUCUUCAUUUUCUGUUUCCAACGGGUGAUAAAUAUUAUGUUGUUGAUGCCGGAUACCCGAAUACCAGAGGCUAGGUGGGCGUUAUUAAGAGACAUGCAUGUUAAUUACAAGUACGAGCACCAAGUGAGUAUUGUGAUUGCAUCGAUGGCAAUCCAUAACUAUAUUAGAAAGACCGGUAGGUUUGAUGAAGCAUUUAAUAGGGCACAACAAGAAUCCUACAUUCCUGCACACAAUCGUACUAGUAGUGAAGGUGACGAAGAAGGUCCAAGUACACAUCGCACGAGUAAUGAUAACUCGUAUAUGGCAACGAUACGAGAUAUUAUUGCGCAAGAUAUAAUGGAAUUUCGGAGAUGA
This is a messenger RNA of Lactuca virosa, 375 nucleotides long. Lineage: Eukaryota; Viridiplantae; Streptophyta; Magnoliopsida; Asterales; Asteraceae. The record is from the annotation of a GenBank genome assembly.